Messenger RNA from Aegilops tauschii subsp. strangulata, 3342 nucleotides. RefSeq lists its product as uncharacterized. Lineage: Eukaryota; Viridiplantae; Streptophyta; Magnoliopsida; Poales; Poaceae. The record is from RefSeq and is a predicted model, not a curated record.
UUGCCGAUGCUUCCUGGCUUCAAUUACCAGUUUAAAUAUGCAAAUAUUCACCUCCUUGUGCAAUUCAGGUCCGUUUAAAUUAUACUUCCAUGGUUUAAAAUCUGGAUAAAAUUACUAUAGCAGUACUCUGAUUCGCUCUGUAGCUUCUCUUUGGCACUUGGAACAAAGGAAUAGAAAUUGGUUGUUGAGGUAAGGUAAUUAAGAAAAAAAAUCCCCAUUGUUUUUUGUUUGUCUGAUUGUGGUUAUAGUCUAUUUUAAGCCCAUAUAUUUUUCUGUUGUUGUGAAUUGUACUCACCUGCAUGUAGAAAUAGUAAGAUAAAAUUGUUUCACUUUUGAGUAUAUACUAAAGUUCAGGAUAUUGGGAAGCUUUCUCACAUCAUGCAAGGAUAUAAAACCUAGAAAAAUUCAGACAGUAGUAAAGCCAUCACACAACGUCUCCUAGGAGCAUCUCAAAUGUCCUUCGAGAAACUUAAUAUAAGCAGGUUAACUGAAGUGAAUUUUCGUCUCUUUGCUUUGCAUCACUUUCAUGAAGCCUUCGGUACCCUAAAUCUUUACAAGGAAGCUAGGCCAGUGUAUUUUUGUAAUGAUAUUUAGUUCUAUAGGCAACCUGCUUGCAUAGUAUAUUAUAACCUCUUCUUAACUUGCCUUUAAUAACAAACAUGAUGGUACACAAAUUAGUUUUAGGAUGAUACUACUAAGAUGAAUCUUUCCAGGUGUACCGUGGAAACAAAUAAUCUUAUGCCAUUUUAAUUUAUUGAAUACUGCAGACGUACAAAUAUUCAUUCACGAGAGUGCACCAAGAACAAUUGUUUUGGACUUUUUGAAGUUAAAUUCUGUGACUUUGUACAUAAAUGCUUAGGUACAUUACAACGUAGAAUUUCAUAAGUAUAAUUUUUAAAACUUCAAGUAGAAAUUCAUUUGUACUUUUUUUUUGCCUUUUAUGAUUGAACUAUUUUUCUAUUUAUACGUGAAUUUUCACGUGCAAGCUUACUAAUUUGCUUAAGUUCAGUAAGUAAGUGUUGGUCGACAGGCUAUGUUCUGACGUUGUAUGUUCAAGAUUUAUAAUAAGUAAAUAUUAGAUGAAGCAACUUGGGGCAAGCUUAAAAUCAUGUCUAAUAGAUAUCUUUUCUUGCUACAUCUGUAGCAAGAUUUUCAAGUUGUUAGCCAUGCAAAAAGUAAGCUAGAUUUUCAAGUUGCUUGUGUGCAGUACUCUGGUUUUCAGGUUUAAUUCUUCUUACAUGUAUCCGCUGUUGUAUUUAAAAAAGGAUCCAGAUCGAUGACUUCAUAUGAUAUUUUCCUGCAUUUUUGUUUAUUGUUUAUGUACAUAAAAAAGGAAAUUUUCCUGCAACUGCAACCACAUAAUCCGUAGUUUGUUGGUUUGUUUCUAAUAAUAAUAUGUGUGAUCUUUUUCCUUUGAAGUUCGAACCUUUUGAUUUUAGGGAUGCCAUUUAUAAAGAUAAAGAAAAAUAUUUCCAGAGUUUUUAAAAUUGUUCAAAUUGUAAAGGUCGUUCAGAUUUGAAAAGGAAUAUAGAAGCUGGUAGGAGCAUAGAAGCAAGCGAGCGAAUGAACGGAAGAGCCAGCGAGCGAAGGGAUGUUAUUGGGCCAGGCCCAAUCGGGUCUUCCUUCAGGCGGCAUCUCGGACACGCGCCGCUGAAGGCGGCAUCUAGGAGCUCCCUACUGUUCAGCUCGGGGCAGUGGCUGUCAGUCCCCUUGCGGGCCAUUGUUUUCGUGGGUCGCGUGUGGCUUCCGCCUGCGAUACAGUGUCUUUCCUAUUUAUUCGGUUGUUUAUGAACCGUAUCUUUUCUAUUUACUAGGUAACUGCCCUUGCGUAGCCACGGGAAAGUAGAUAUAGCUUAAACGGCAUAUAUACACCAUGACCCUUGAUUCAUGUGUAAGCUUAACUCCCAGUACCACACGUCAAAAUGCAUGUUGUCUCUUCUCCAACUACACCCACCUUUCCAGCUCCGCGUCACCUCCCACCAACCUGAGGCGUUCCUGGUCCACUUCGACCUGCCGGCGCACCGCGAUGACGCCGUGCGGAGGGGCUCCAUCAAGGUGGACGUCUUCAAGUUCUUCAUCCGUGCUUGGCACGAAGACGACCACGCAGCUAUCAUGAGCUUGCCGCUGCACGUCCGUAUCGUCGUUGAAGGCCUCCCGAUGCAGUUCUGGUCCUUGGAGGGGGCGGACGAGGCGUUCGGCGACUUCGGCCGCAUCGACCGCCUUGACAGCCGGACCCUGGAGCGAGGCCACACCAAGACCUUCGCCUGCUGGCUCUGGACAUGGAACGUCGCGCACAUCCCCACCACGCGGGCGCUCUGGGUGCUCAAGAGGGGAGCGGGCCGCGUCGACGAGAUCAUCGGCUACUCCCCUCCUGAUCGUCGCAUCCCUCCUCCGCCGGGCGUCCGCCGCUACGACAUGCUCAUCCACGUGGAUCGGAUGGAGGACUGGACCCCGCUCUCGCCGCGCUCCUCGCACUCGGGACAGAGCGGGAUUCCUUCCUCCUCCGACGAUGACGACGACCGCCCCUUUCCACGGACCGAGCCUGGCUCCUGGGCUGCUGGCGUCGAGGACGGCCAGGCCCCGGGGAGGAGGGCGGCUCCGAGGGCGCCGGCUUCCGGAUGCAGGGGCGGGCCUCGGGUCGACGAUCGCCGCGACCAAGACCGCGACGACGAGCAAGGUGGGCUGCGGCGCACCUGGAAGGACGCGUUUCUGGGCAACUCUUGCCACGCCAAGGGCAAGGCCACUGACGUCGUCGAGGCCGCUCCCCGGCCACGCAACAAGGCUCCCUCUGAUCGUCGCCAUGAAGACCAAACCAAGGACAAAGUCAAGCACAAGAAGGCAAAGGAGGGCUCUGUUCUCAGGGCCACUCCCCCGCUCCCACUCCGACCGCGCGAGCCCGCACGCCAGAGCGCCUCCGAGCCUGACCCGGUGGCCCAGUUUUUCUCCUUCCCUGGCGGGCGCACCCUCUCCCCUCCGCCUCGUACAGACGUCAUGCAGCUGGAGAUCAAGAACGCCAUGCGCGACGCGCUUACUUCCCCGCUGGCCUUUGAAGAUGGCGGCCGCUCGCCGCCCCACGCUUCGACGCGCCGUGGGGCCGUGGACGGCUUCCCGGAGGACGACAUUCUGCCAUGCAUCGCCGACCUCGAUGCCCCUCUCAGCAGCCCUUGCAUCUCCACCCCGGCUCCUGCUGCUGUGGGUUUUCAAGUCGCCGCCAUAACCCAGAAGGUUGACUGCCUCCACAUCGAUGCUGGGUAAGGGAGCACCAGUCAGGCGGGCGGUUCGCCGCGUCUGUUCAGCCCCUCUCCGACGACCAUCCUCGACGCCCCGCCCGCUCCGCCCGUC